Molecule: messenger RNA, 3741 nt
Organism: Peromyscus californicus insignis
Lineage: Eukaryota; Metazoa; Chordata; Mammalia; Rodentia; Cricetidae
Gene: Mtdh
Product: metadherin
Exons: 13
Coding region: 277-2112 (611 amino acids)
Biological process (GO): positive regulation of canonical NF-kappaB signal transduction; regulation of transcription by RNA polymerase II; negative regulation of apoptotic process
Cellular component (GO): nucleus
Molecular function (GO): transcription coregulator activity; NF-kappaB binding
Source: RefSeq, a predicted model, not a curated record
GCUGGCGCCCCGACGCCGCUUAGCGGCCGCCUCUGGAGACACUCUGUCCCCGCCGCCCCCUGUCCUCCUGGCGGCGGCGGCGUGAGGCCGGCUGCGGGGACUGGGAGCCCCUUGGCCCUCCCCGCGGCGGCGGCCGCCAAUCCCCCGCUCCGGCGUGAGGGGCGGCCGCGAUGCGCUCGGCCUGAGGUGUCGCGGCCCUCGUCGCCUCCCACGGCUCUUCCAGCGGCGUCCGUGCGCCCCGGCGUCAUCCCGCGAGUGUCUCUGACGGGAGGGAAGAUGGCUGCACGGAGCUGGCAGGACGAGCUGGCCCAGCAGGCCGAGGAGGGCUCUGCCCGGCUGCGGGAGUUGCUCUCGGUCGGCCUAGGCUUUCUGCGCACCGAACUGGGCCUCGACCUGGGGCUGGAGCCGAAGCGGUACCCGGGCUGGGUGAUCCUGGUGGGCACCGGCGCGCUCGGGCUGCUGCUGCUCUUCCUGCUAGGCUACGGCUGGGCCGCGGCUUGCGCCGGCGCCCGCAAGAAGCGGAGGAGCCCGCCCCGCAAGCGGGAGGAGGCGGCCGCGUCGGCCCCGGCCCCCGAAGACCCAGCCCAACUGAAGACUCUCAGAAGCGACGAGCAAAAGAAGAAGAACCGGAAGAAGCUGCCAGAAAAGCCCAAACCAAAUGGACGUACUGUUGAAGUAGCUGAGGAUGAAGUUGUUAGAACUCCCCGAAGUAUAACAGCAAAGCAGCCACCAGAGACAGACAAGAAAAAUGAAAAGUCAAAGAAAAAUAAGAAGAAAUCAAAGUCAGAUGCUAAAGCAGUGCAGAACAGUUCCCGCCAUGAUGGAAAGGAAGUUGAUGAAGGAGCCUGGGAAACUAAAAUUAGUCACAGAGAGAAACGACAACAGCGUAAACGUGAUAAAGUGCUGACUGAUUCUGGUUCAUUGGAUUCAACUAUCCCUGGGAUAGAAAAUACCAUCACAGUUACCACCGAGCAACUUACAACUGCAUCAUUUCCUGUUGGUUCCAAGAAGAAUAAAGGUGAUUCUCAUCUAAAUGUUCAAGUUAGCAACUUUAAGUCUGGAAAAGGAGAUUCUGCACUUCAGGUUUCUUCAGGAUUAAAUGAAAAUCUUACUGUCAAUGGAGGAGGCUGGAGUGAAAAGUCUGUAAAACUCUCCUCACAGAUGAGUGCAGGUGAGGAGAAGUGGAACUCUGUUCCACCUGCUUCUGCAGGCAAGAGGAAAACAGAGCCAUCUGCUUGGACUCCAGACACUGCUGAUGCUAAUGCCAAUGGGAAAGACUGGGGAAGGAGCUGGAGUGAUCGUUCAAUAUUUUCUGGCAUUGCUGCUUGGUCUAGUGUGGCUAGGGGGAUGAGUGCCUCUCAACAGAACUCUGCUUCUUUUGCAUCUCUCACACUUAACUCUGCUGUCUCUGGGUCUACUGCUGAGCCAGUUUCUCAGUCUACCACUUCUGAUUAUCAGUGGGAUGUUAGCCGUAAUCAACCCUAUAUCGAUGAUGAAUGGUCUGGGUUAAAUGGUUUGUCUUCUGCUGAUCCCAGCUCAGACUGGAAUGCACCAGCAGAGGAGUGGGGGAACUGGGUAGAUGAAGAAAGAGCUUCCCUUUUGAAGUCCCAGGAACCAGUCCUCAAUGAUCAAAGGAUUUCAGAUGAUGAUAAAGAAAAAGGAGAGGGAGCUCUUCCAACUGGAAAAUCUAAAAAGAAAAAAAAGAAAAAGAAGAAGCAAGGUGAAGAUAACUCUCUCUCACAGGACACAGAAGAACUAGAAAAAGACAUUAGAGAAGAGCCUCCCCUGAAUACCUCCAAAGCCCGUCCAAAACAGGAGAGAGCUUUUUCCCUGAAGACCAUGAGCACUAGUGAUCCAGCUGAAGUACUGGUCAAAAAUAGCCAGCCUAUCAAGACUCUUCCACCUGCUAACUCUACCGAGCCAUCUGUUACCUUACCAAAAGGUGACUCUGACAAGAGCUCUUCCCAAGUGCCACCGAUGUUACAAGACACAGACAAACCCAAGUCAAAUGCUAAGCAAAAUAGUGUGCCUCCCUCGCAGACCAAGUCUGAAACUAACUGGGAAUCUCCAAAACAAAUAAAAAAGAAGAAAAAAGCCAGACGGGAAACGUGAAUUUUUUUUUCCUGAAUUGGACAUGUGUUUACAAACACUGUCUUGAAGAUUAUGCUGUUUAUGCAAUAAUUUGUGAACAUGUACAGAAUUUUAUAUAAAUUUAAACCAAUUUUUAAAACAAAACUGAACACAACUACCAUAAAAUGGAAUCAAAGGAACAUUAAUUUAUGAGAUUAAGAGGUCAACAGAAUACAUACUACAGUGCUGGAAGACACUUGGGAGAGUCUUUUCAAUUGAACAAGAAUGAUCUUCAUUGAAGAAUAUUAUCCUGGUUUUACUACAGUUCCCUGUUUACAACAGAUUGUGCCCUGUCUCUUCUGAGCUGAGGAAUAGUGGGUUCUGAUUAGAAAGAAGGCCGCCUAGAAACCAGUAGGCAGCUCCUUGGAUCUUAUGCACGAACUUAGAACAUUUGAAUCUGUUUUAUGCUUAAAUCAAAGUGCUUUGAUCAAAUGUGUAAUCUGCCAUAUCUUUACAUAUUUGUUGUAGCAGUUUGUAUUAAAAGAAUCACAAGUGCAAAUAAAAAGUCAUUUAUCAUUUGUUUAACUAAACUGUCUUGGUUUAGUUUACAGUUCUUAAAAAGUUCUGAAAACAUUGAAAAUGCAAUUGACAAACACUUGUAUGGCUUACAAAGUUAUUUUUGAUAGUCUUACAUUACUUGAAUUAUUCAAAAUAACAGUAUAUUUUAAAUUAAGAAAGGUAAACUAUACUAUUUGUUUGAUAUGUUUAAGGCUGAGACUAACAAAUAAUGCUCUUGUUUAUGAUUUGAAAACUUUCAGGCAAAAUCCAACUUAAUAUUUUUCCUUUCCCUAGCAGUUUUUUCAGUGUCAACUCUUAGUUGCUAGUAAUUUUUUUACUUUAAAAUGAAGUAAUUCACAAUUUUUGAGCAUAUGAUGAAGAAUGGAAAAGUAGUCAGACAGCUUUAAUUGAAAUUGUGGAGACCUCCAGUUAUCAGGAACACAUUUUUUUACUGCCUUAACCUGUAGUGCGUAGAAUAUGCAUCAAUUUCUUGAAGGGGAUUCAUGUUUUUAUAAGAAUUUUCAUGUAACUAUUGCAAUUGUGGUCAAAAAGGAACGUUUUCUGCUUGAAACUGUUGAUUUAAAUGAUGUGUGAUCUGUCACCAUUUUCAGGCACUGUGUGAUCUCUAGGAAACUGGCAGGCCUCUCUGUAACUGUUAAUAGUGCAUGCUUGGCCAUGUACACUGUAAAUAGCCUUUACCAAACGUGUUUGACAAGGACCAUGAUUAACAUCACCUUAGUGAAUUGUGAUAAAGAAAAAAGCCAUGAUUUAUUGACGUGAGUGGCUUGUUUUCAUGUGGCGCCGGGAAUGAACCUGUUUAAAAGCUAUAACCAAUGGUACUGAUCUAUCCAUCAAAAACUGUCUUUAUAUUUGACUGUAGUUUAAUAGUAUUUUCAGCUAGGAAAGCUAUAAGAUGUAAAAUGGCUUAGUUCUGCUGAAGACUGGCCUUAUUAAAGGACGGCUUUCCUCACAAGCGAUUAACAUUUUUUUUUUUUUAAAUCAGGUGUUAACAUCUGUUUCAGGAACAUGGCAGUGUGUUUACAUGUUGUCAGAAGUUUUGUUUGAAUGGGAUUUCUAAAUUAAUUGACUUGUUUAAAUAAAUUCAGAAAUGGA